This is a messenger RNA of Lolium perenne, 1191 nucleotides long. RefSeq names its product E3 ubiquitin-protein ligase SINA-like 10. Gene Ontology annotation, molecular function: ubiquitin protein ligase activity; zinc ion binding. NCBI's taxonomy places the organism in Eukaryota, Viridiplantae, Streptophyta, Magnoliopsida, Poales, Poaceae. Gene Ontology annotation, cellular component: cytoplasm. The record is from RefSeq and is a predicted model, not a curated record.
CCAGCUGGGUUCUCGAAGGCGAGGUUCCAAAGCAUCCUCUCCCAGUGUAGUCUACACCUCUAGCACUCGAGGCUGAAGCUAAGCAACGCGUGCGCAGAGAUGCAGGGGCAGGACAGCGGAGCGAAGAGGGCGAGGACGGUGCCCCAAAAAGGGGGGAAUGUAAACCAGCCCCAAGUGGAGGAAUCCUCCGACCCUUACACAGUUGAGGCGGAGAAGAUACGAUGCGACAUCUGCUUCCAGCCGUUUGGAGAUCAGAUCUUCAUGUGCAAGAAUGGCCAUCCUGCCUGCGCAAGCUGCUGCCUCACCAUGAACCGCAAGUGCUACUGCACCGAGCCCAUCGGCGACAUCAGGUGCCGGCCGCUGGAGACGAUCCUGGAGGCCAUGACAAGGCCGUGCUCCUUCAAGGCGCACGGCUGCCGGGAGAUCGUCAGCUACGCCGGGAUGCAGGGCCAUGAGGCGGCGUGCCGUUUCGCUCCGCACCACUGCCCCUUCGACGGCUGCACCUACUACGGCCUGCGGCUGUACAACCACAUUCAGGUCGACCACGCCGACGACCCGGACGAGGCAGCCGUGGUCGUGCGCUGCAACCAGCGCUCCACCAUCACGCUGCAGAAGAAGAUGCCGUUCCGCGUGCUCCUCCACCGCGACCAGGCCAGCAUGUUCCUGCUCGUCAACGGCGGGGACGUCCUGGCCGGCCGCUCGCUGUCACUCGCCUCCAUGGGCCCGCGCCCCACGGGGAACGCCGAGGUCAAGUACAAGCUGGAGGUGAAGAAGAGAAACGAUCCGGAAGCGCUCGUGCUGUCGAGCUCGGGGGCCGCGCCCUUCGUUCGGUGCCUAGAGGAUUUCCAGGCCAAAGGGUUCCUCUUCGUGCCCAACUCCUACUGGGACUCCUCCGACAGCGUCUCCGUCACCGUGCAUCUCACCGGCGGCUGGUGAUCCAGCUCUCGGUGCUGCUGCUGCUGCACACUGGUUUGGGUGGUUCAUGACUUCCUGGCACCUUUUGCCCCACAGUAGUUUCGGCCAAGAACAAGAACCGUAGUUUCAGUACUCUGUUUUAGUUCCUUUCGCAUUUUAGUUUGUGCCAGCGACCUGCGCGUUCCUCGUAUCUUAGUUCUUAGUUUCAUCUUCUGUAUAAUGUGACCUAAAGUGGAUCUAUCUAUGCUAAUGUUAUCUGUAUUUUGUAUGCUUGAA